Messenger RNA from Candida albicans SC5314, 1638 nucleotides. RefSeq lists its product as uncharacterized. Lineage: Eukaryota; Fungi; Ascomycota; Pichiomycetes; Serinales; Debaryomycetaceae. The record is from RefSeq and is a predicted model, not a curated record. The transcript has a single exon. Bases 1 to 1638 code for a protein of 545 amino acids.
AUGUCUUCUAUGAGUGUUAACUCGCUCAUUGGAAAGGACGACGAGAGUGAAAACGUCAAAGCAAUACCACAAAAAAGAUCAGCAUCAAGUGGUGGUUCCAUAGCGGAAGAGAAGGCAGAGUCCGAACCUUCAUUGCAACCCCCAUUCCAAGGUCAAAACAAACGUACAUCGAUCCCUUCUGUUUCUCAAUUGAGCGAAUCGAUUCCUCAGCAUACAAAUACACCCUCAUUAUCAGCAUACAAGUUUCCUCAAAAACAGAUUGAGGAUCAAGGAUUAUUAGCAUUACUAGGACCCAAUGUCACGUCAUUUCCAUUCUCUGAAGAAACAUUUCUGAAUGCAUUAAAAUUACGAGCGGAGCAAGAACGUACGAAGCAAGAGUACUACAGAGUAGAAACUGCAAAUAAAAAUCUUGCCAUUCUUCAAACAGCAUUACGGGCUCAAAUGCCUGUUAAUAUGAUACCCCUAUUGUGUGUUGGAAAUGCUCCUGAGUUGACUGAAGAACAAAUGAAAAUGUUGAUACAACAAGCAACAUUUGGCACUCCCUCUGUUUUGCAUCCGCAACAACAAGUGCAACAAGUACAACAACAUCAACAACCAUUGCAUUUCCCCACUUCCCAACAGCAACAGCAACCACAGCAGCAGCAGCAACAACAACAACCUUUUGUUGGAAUUCAACCAGGACUUCUGCAGGAACAACAAAUUCAAAUUAUACAAGCAAAUCAAAAGCGAAUGCAACAAGAAUUGCAACAAAAAGGUGGAUCAUUCUCCCAGGGAAGUCCAUUUCAGAAAUCACAUACACGCGGAGGAAGUGGUGGUGGUGUAGGUUCCCAACAGGACACAUUCAAUGUUAAUCCAGGACCACCUUUGAGCUUUAGAUUUGGUGCCGGUAGCAGUACCAUCAGCGCUAGCGGAAGAAGACCAUUAUCACCAGCAAAGAUUGGUGCUGCAGCUGUAGCAAACCUAGCUACACCAACCACACCAUAUCGCGGAUCUUCGUCUACGGCAUCUACAAGCACUCGUCGAAGCGCGGCACACCACCGACACAGCUCCUUGCCACUUGAUACAUCUGGAAUUUCUCACAGGCUUAGCUCAGUAACUAGUGGUCCAGAAUCAAGUGAGCUGAACAGGGGCCAAGGACUACAAUCACCAUUGACAGGAGCCACUUCAACAUUACAAGUAAAACCAAUACCUGCACAACCAUUACAUAAACAGAGUAAGCUGCAAGUGCAGCCACUGCAGGAAUCAAUGACCUCAUUUCAGCAUGUCAUUCAAUUUCAUCAUUGGAAACCAACAACGGGUUCACCAACUAGUAGCAGUGUUGGAGGUGGAAGUCCACUAAAAUCUCAAACGUCGUCUCAUAAACGGCGCAAGUCAUCCCCUAGCAUACCAUUUCAAGAGCAACAGAUAUUACGACCAACAAAGGAGAAAGAAUUCUAUGCAGAAUCAACACCAAAAGUCACAUUUGAAAACAGGAAUAAAGACGAGGUCGAAAUGGAUCCUGAUCUUUCUAUUGAUUCUUCAGUUGGUGAAGUGACAGAACUGAAAGUUGAUGAUCAAGCAAAUCCACCAAAAGCUCAUCAUCGACUGGAACUGAAUUUUGCAAAGUUUCCCCAAGAUAAGGAAUCAACUGCUAAAUGA